AUGACUCGGCUUCUAACUCUUGCCAGUCCCUCCAGUCAGGCUCUUACUUGUGAAACCGACAAAUAUAUAUCACAAAACAAUCUGGAUGUUGGCUAUUUGGCCGAUUCUCCUCGUGCUCUCUCUCUCCACCUUCUACGUGGAAUUUUUCUUGACGCCUGUCUAGCUCCCCGGGCCCUCUUACUAGCAUACACUCCUACCACUUCUGUCUCAUUCAGUUUUACUCAACCAGUGAUCUCGAGGUCUCUAUCACUACCGCGAUUGCCUACAAAUAGUUUGCCUAAAGAGUUAACUUUUAAACGGCAAUACCAGAAGAAGGAUGAGAAAGCCCAACCAAGCAGAAUAGAAACACUCGCACUAUCGGCCAUUUCAUUUGAUAAGCCACCUAUGGAACCAUUACUUGGGCCUCGUUUGACAGCAGCAUCCCCAGAAGCAACCGACGUCGAUUUAGCAACCGAAUUCAAAGUGGAAUCAUCAGGCACCGAAUUGCUGUCAACCUUACCAAAUGUUAUAUCAUCUCAGUCUGAUAGUUCACUCGACGGAUCUGCCACAUUAGUUCAUGUACCAUGUAAUUGGUUGGCCAGAGCAAUAGCUGACGCAGCAGUGCCUGGACUACAGGACCCUGAUUGGAUUGUAUCUAAUGCUUCUUUGCAGCUGUUUGCUGCUCUCAUACUUCGCCUUACUGGCUCUUCUGCUCACCGACUUCCACCUCCUAUUUUUGAGGUCUUCAAUCCACAGCCGAUGCCUGCUCCUCAGCUCACUGAUUUUUCCACUUCAUUGCCCUCCUAUUUGUCCUUGAAUGCGCCCAAGGCUAUAUCUCGCUCUGCUGUGGGUUAUUCUGUUAAUGCCGACAUAGCUAGGCUCUUGAGACCAACCUUAGAGUUUGAUUCCCCACAACCUCGUGCCCACUGUCUAAGCGCAUAUCUCUGUUUCCUAGCUCGUCUUUCGCCCACUUCCGGCAUCUCAUAUCCGAUUGAACAGCAGAAGCUGAUGCGAGAUCGCAUCAAAUCUGUCAUGCUUACUAGCUUGUCUGCAUCUGUUCGCCACUUGGCUUCCGUCGCAUUCAUUGCUUUCCUUCCACCAGAUUGGUCCGACUGUCCUUGUUCAGCCGCAGACCGAUCAUUUCUAUCUAUUCGACCUGACAGUGUCUGUUGUGUAAGUGGUCUUGGUCCUGCUAACUUCAUCAAAUGCGCUUGUUUGGUCAACCCAGCUGGCCUACAGAAUAAAACACAUCCCGAGACAUCUGAAAUAUAUCCUUCUAGACGGUCAGGUCUAAACCGUCUUCACGCCCAACUUUGCGUACUUCAGGCCUGGCUUAGUGCGCCCAGCGUUCCCCAAGCUAUUCUCACUAAACGAGCAAGUGUUCCCUGCUCCUCGACCAAGCGUCCAUCCUGCUGGUAUCUGGCCACUCAACUUGGGGAUCUGCUCUCUUCAGUCUUGGUAAAUUUGGUCGAUCAUGUAAACACUGUCCCAGCUACCUCUUCGCCGUUCGAAUCUUACUUAUCUGAAUACAAUUUGACUUCUACUUCUCCUUUCACCUACUCAAUUUGCCGGAGUCUCUCAAAGAGUGAUUUUCCAGUCACAUUGAAAGCUCAAGUUUCGCCUUGUGCUAUCUCAUUCGCUGAAAUAAAAAUUCUAUUUACUGAUUGGCUGGAACGUCCGCAAUUGCGCAACAUAAUACUUCAUCCUGGGAAGAAGGUCGAUUAUGCUCAGGUAUUUCCUUAUAAUUCUUUUACUUAA
This is a messenger RNA of Protopolystoma xenopodis, 1737 nucleotides long. NCBI's taxonomy places the organism in Eukaryota, Metazoa, Platyhelminthes, Monogenea, Polystomatidea, Polystomatidae. The record is from the annotation of a GenBank genome assembly.